AGAGAGAGAGGGGCAGUGGUUGAAGCGUCAUGCAGAAAGCAAUCAGCAGCAGCACCAACACAUCACAGCAUCCAAACACAGACCUGCUUCAACUUUCUGCAGCCAAAAAUGAACAAACCAACUGUUUCUGUUGUCGACCAAUUGCACACCCUGUGUGAUAGGAGUUAGAGGCAAAAAAAUACAAAGCAAAAAAAAAGGAUCAUGUUGAAAUCGUAAGCAGUUUGCAAAGGAUCGUGUGAUUAAAACGCCUCUCUGAGCCAUAGGACUGACAAUUUUUGAUUGCAAUGUAACUGAUUUUUUUUUUUUUUAAAGCUGGAUAUGAAAACAAUUGUGCAAUAUUUUUUGCUCCGUGGGUCCAACUGUUCUCUCUGAGAUUUGUGCAUCGCAAUACGGAUAGCGGGACCCUUUGUCACAGUGUAAACCCAUACUGCGUGCAGGCGAGGGUGUGUUGGCGGUACGGAAUUUAACAUGGUGGGAAAGAAAAGUGUUUCAAUAAGCAACCUCAUUCACCUUGAAGUUGUGUUUUAAUUAGACAACACGCUGUUUUGCUACAGUCGGAGAAAUACGAUAUUUUGAUGACACCGUUUUCACAACCUUUAGCCUUUAAGCGUGCAGCGUGGAACCUCCGGAACGGCGUGGUGCUGAAAGGAUAGCGCUCGCUGUGUGCAGACAACCCGACGGGCUGGUGUUGUUGCUUCUCAAGCCUUACCUGGCAUAGCAGCUGUACAUUAGCUAUACAUUAUUCAUCUGAAUUGAUCGGAUUCAUCUUCGUUAGUUUGUUUGCGUGUUUGUUUUCUUCCUUCUGCUUCUUAGGCUGUGUACGCCCUUUGGUUGAAUGUUUGCCGGGUUUCAUGGCGGUGGCACGGAAGAUCAAAACUUUGCUGACUGUUAACAUUUUGGUUUUCGUGGGGAUUAUAUUGUUUUCGAUGUACUGCAGGAUCCAGGACCGCUCAGAGGAGCUCGUUCAGGUCGGAAGGAGCUCUGAUCAAAGGAUCCGAAGCAGGAACGCCAAGGUCGGCAACUUAGUGGACAAACAGUCCAUCCUUCAAAGACUGGAGCACCUGGAGGACGUGGUCUACAACCAACUAAAUGGUCUUGCCAAACCAAUGGGAUUAGUGGAAGGACCUGGUGGUUUGGGGCAAGGAGGAGUCGCUGCCACCCUGAGGGAUGACAGCCAUGAAUCAGAGAGCAAGUAUGAAGAAUACGGCUACAACGCCCAACUGAGCGACAGGAUAUCUCUGGACAGAUCCAUUCCGGACUACAGACCUAAGAAGUGCAAGCAGAUGACCUACCCAAGUGCUCUCCCUCAGAUGGCUGUGGUCUUCAUCUUUGUGAACGAGGCUCUAUCAGUGAUCCUGCGGUCUGUGCACAGCGUUGUCAACCACACUCCACCACAGCUCCUCAAGGAGAUCAUUCUGGUGGAUGACAACAGUGACAGCGUGGAGCUGAAAUUCAACCUGGACCAGUAUGUGAACAAGAGGUACCCGGGGCUCGUGAAAAUCGUGCGCAACAGCAAGAGGGAAGGACUGAUCCGAGCCAGGAUCCAUGGGUGGAAGGCAGCCACGGCUCCUGUCGUGGGCUUCUUUGAUGCCCACGUGGAGUUCAACAUCGGCUGGGCUGAACCGAUUCUGAGCAGAGUUAGGGAGGACCGCACCCGCAUCCUCCUCCCAGCCAUCGACAACAUCAAGUACAACACGUUCGAGGUGCAGCAGUACGCCAAUGCAGCCCACGGCUAUAACUGGGGGCUGUGGUGCAUGUACAUCAUCCCGCCCCAGGACUGGCUGGACAAGGGAGACGAGACAGCUCCCAUUAGGACACCAGCAAUGAUUGGCUGUUCGUUUGUGGUGGACCGCAACUACUUUGGAGAAAUUGGUCUUCUGGAUCCAGGAAUGGAGGUUUACGGAGGGGAAAACAUAGAACUAGGCAUGAGGGUGUGGCAGUGUGGAGGCAGUAUGGAGGUCCUGCCUUGCUCCAGAGUGGCUCACAUCGAGCGCACUAAGAAGCCGUACAAUAACGACAUUGAUUACUAUGCAAAGCGCAACGCUCUCAGAGCCGCCGAGGUGUGGAUGGACGAAUUUAAGUCACAUGUUUACAUGGCAUGGAACAUACCAAUGAACAACCCUGGGGUGGAUUUUGGGGAUGUGUCCGAACGGAUCUCACUACGGAAAAGGCUGCAGUGCCAUAGCUUCCGAUGGUACCUGGAGAAUGUCUACUCCGAGAUGCGGAUUUAUAACAAUACCAUCACCUAUGGGGAGGUGAGGAACAGCAAGGCCAGUGGAUACUGCUUAGACCAAGGAGCUGAAGAUGAUGAUAAAGCCAUUCUCUACCCAUGUCAUGGGAUGUCUUCUCAGCUUGCCCGCUACACCACAGAGGGGCUUCUACAGCUGGGGCCCUUGGGCUCCACUACGUUCCUGCCUGACACCAAAUGUCUGGUAGAUGAUGGGAGGGGCCGAUCUCCAAGCCUACAGAAAUGUAAAGACGUCUCAAGAUUGUCUCAGAGACUCUGGGAUUUUACACAGAAUGGUCCUAUCAUCAGCAGGGAUACUGGCCGGUGUUUGGAAGUUGAAAUGUCCAAAGAUGCCAACUUUGGGUUGCGCUUAGUAGUCCAGAGAUGUUCUGGACAGAAGUGGAUGAUCAGAAACUGGAUAAAGCAUCCCAAACACUAACAUUCAUCUGAGGAUCCUCCAGGUGUCCUCCUUGUAUUCAGGGAAACAUGGAACCCAAACAGGAGGCAUGACUGGGAAAACCAAAGGAUAACAUGGAUGUGUUCAUGUGUUCAGGCCAUAUUUAGCUCGCUGUGGGGAAGUGCUGAAAGAAGUGCUGGAAUCCCAACGGGACCCUGUUAUUAAAAUGCCAAGAUAAAAGCCGCUGUGAAGCAGGCCAUUCUUCCAAUGCCAUCUGCUUGUCUUAACGACAGAGGGCUGAAUGUGUCAAUAUGUCAUGUGUUGAAUGGUUUCUUUAAAGAACACACAAAAAGUACAAAGUACCCCAUCUCAUCUAGAAGCUAAGACAAAACUUGAUGCAACAUGGAUAUUUUAUUUAUUUUUUGCCAAUACUUCAAUAAAGUACAAAAACUUUGCAUUCUAGAAAAUAAAUAUCAGAGCUGCGUUCAUAUCAACUUUUGCAUUGGAAACAGGGAGAACAUUGGGCAUCGAUUCCAUGUUAAUGUCUACGGCAAUCACUAUGGCUGUAAACCAAGGCAGUCAUGGGCUAUUAACCACCCUGGAUAAUGAUUGUGGGCUUACUCAGAUGGGGUGGAGCCUUCCCGUAAAGACAAGCUGACAGGAAGAUGCCAAGCUUUUCUUAGUUUUAACUUAUUGACUGACGCACACAUUUUAUUAAGAUUUAUUAUGUGCCUUUUUCAUUAAUAUAUGCUAUGUCUAAACGGGGAACAUCAAUCCCAAAAGCAUGUCUGAUUACAUUUAUUGAAGAAAAUAUGUAAAUGUUACAUGUAAUAGUAAUAUAUUGUACAACUGAACCAGGCAGCUGCCUUAAAAUAAACAUGAUCUGCUGUGAAACUGUGUUUUUAAGAGAUCAGGUGCUGCAGAUUCUGUUGCAGAUUUUGCUGAUGGGUUCGGUUUAAAGAUGAAUUUGAAUGUAUCAUUUCUUUAUAAUCUUUGGAAGAAAGGAGGUAGUUGAGGAUUUCCAGAGAAGCCAAACUAAUAAAUAUGAAGCCCUCUUCAUACAGCACUGGAAUGUUGGCUGGACACAUCAUUGACAUGGCGUUGAAUAGAAGUUAUAUGAGAAGCUUUCAGUUUGUACAGCUGUAAUGGAUCUCUUCCUAGCAGCUGGUGAGUUAAUAAUACUGAGGGGAAAACUGCAAAAUUACUGUGCAAAUUUACAAGGGUACACUUUUAUAAGGGGCUGUGCAAGUGGAGGUACUGUUCCUUCCUCAGGAAGAAUCACUAAAUAUCCCAUGGCUAUCCUUCCAAUAUCAUGGUAACCUGUUAAGAUUUUGAAAUCUUGUAUAAUGAUGUAGUACUGUCAAUACCUUUCUUAAUGAUAAUUGUUACAAUUUUCAUUUAAAGCAAACCUAGAGAUUAUCCAUAUGUGCCAGGCGAAGAAAAAUGGAUUUUGAAAGUGUAUACAUUUUUAUUGACUUAAAAGAAAAUCCAUACUCAUACCCUUUACACAAAAUGUUCAUUAUUCAAGAGAAUCCAAUAUACGUCUCUUGAGGUCUCUGCGCUGCACUGCUGCAUUGACCAUUAUGAAACUACUUUAUUAGUAUUUCUAGUGUGCUGUGUGACAGGAUAAAGGUGCGUCAUAAAAAAAGUAAGAAAAAGAAAGCAAUGAGAGACUUUGGGCUAGAUACUAAAAGCUAUUUAUUCCAAAGGAGUCAUGAGCACUUCAGCCUAUUCAGCACUUCAGUCUGUUUACAAGCCCCUCGAUUAAAUGUCUGGAUUAUUUCUAGUUCAGUAACUUUGUUUGGUGUGCUUUUCCUUGUGUAAAUGUUCAAAUGACUAUGUGGAGUAUGUAUCUGAAACUGUCCUGCCCUUUGUGAGAAUGUUGUUACACCAAUGAGAUGAAAUGCGCUUAGCAGACUCUAGGUAAUGCACACGUGUGUGUUUUGGUUAGUUAGGAAAGAAGAAUGCAGAAGAAAAGUCUGACUUCAUAUAUCAGUGCA
Molecule: messenger RNA, 4624 nt
Organism: Acipenser ruthenus (sterlet)
Lineage: Eukaryota; Metazoa; Chordata; Actinopteri; Acipenseriformes; Acipenseridae
Product: polypeptide N-acetylgalactosaminyltransferase 9
Exons: 11
Coding region: 852-2666 (604 amino acids)
Cellular component (GO): Golgi apparatus
Source: RefSeq, a predicted model, not a curated record